This is a messenger RNA of Eimeria maxima, 1698 nucleotides long. RefSeq lists its product as hypothetical. Bases 1 to 1698 code for a protein of 565 amino acids. The transcript is spliced from 2 exons. Lineage: Eukaryota; Apicomplexa; Conoidasida; Eucoccidiorida; Eimeriidae. The record is from RefSeq and is a predicted model, not a curated record.
AUGCAAACCGCAGCAGCAUCAGCAGCAGAAACCGGCACGCUCCCCAGCUUGCUGCCGUUACAAGCCUGGAGCGAGAGUGCUUGGGAUGUCUCAUCUGGAAAGAUUCCUUCCACUGUUACUUCGAGAAGCCUCCAAAAGAGACGUUAUGGGGGGGUUCGAGGGCUCAACAUCGGCGUGGCAGCCCUCGCAGCCGUUGUGGCCGUUGCAGCAGGCUUCUUGGUGCUGCGUUGCGCUGUGUACUUGAGGAACGCUAGCAGAAGCAGAGGAGAACUGAGAUUUCUUGCAGAAGGACGGUGGUCAGAUGAAAGCAGGGGAAACCCCUGCCAUCUACCGCAGGAGAGACCCCCUGCCGGUGCCGCUGCUGCAGGGGAAUACGAACAGGUUGACGAAGGACCUCUUGCUGCGAAUGAUUUGUUGCUAAAGGCCAAAAUUUAUACGGGUAAACUGAUGGAGAUGGUAGAUGGCAGCCAAAGUGUUCUGUGGAGUCUACCUCCCGUAUUGAGAGCCAGGUGCCUCGCAGCGCUGUUGGUUCUGCUUGUGGUGGAGCUCGCUGCUUUGUUCUCUCUGCUGGAAAGAAGAGAAAGGCAAGUCUUGGAAGCAGGAGUACAUGGAAUGUACGGUAGAAUAUGGGACAUGCGAAACAGCGUAGAAAACGAAGAUGUUACCUCUUCGCGGCAGAGGCACAUCAGAUGGCUCCACAUUACCUUUGGCAACCUCCAUGAAAUCGACCCCACUCCAGAGCGCUACCCACAGAGGGACUGGCUAAUGGAACUCCAUAAUUUGUUGCAGCUACAGGAGACAGCCUUGGAACAGGUCAAGCGCGGGAUUGCUGGGCUGAGGCAGUGUGUAAACUCUGAUAGGACAAACGACGACGCCAACCCUGAUGACGCUGCAGAAGAUGCGGAUGUUGCAGGUUCAUCGACACCUGCUGCAGCUAGCGAUGGUGCCACGGAGGAACGACUUGAUGCAACUGUAACUGCUAUGGUGACAACCAUUCAUUUACGCAGGAACCAAGUUCUUAGCGAUCCGCUCUUGAGUGAAUGGCUGCGGAUGCACCAUCAUGGCACUCACUACGCGCUUGUUAGGAGACAAGCUUUGCAGAAAUUAAUCAAUCAGCCCCUUCAGGCCCAUAGCAAACUCCUCGGAGACCUUCGGAGCACUCCGCUUGGAUCCGGCAAAGAACCCUGGUUAGGUAAGAAGAAGGAAAACCAGCCCGCCUUUACACGCCCGCAGCGCUCCAGAGAAAACGCAUAUGCUCGUCCGGAAGACCGACGCAGUGCUCCCGCUUCCCGGCAGCAGCACACGUUUCUUCGCCAAGGCUCACAUACAGGGGCUGGCGCAGAACUUCGUUCGGACUGCGGAGGCAGUGAUGGUGGAAGGCUGGCGUUUUCCCCCCCUGUCUCAAACGCAGAUGUCGACAGCGCCAGGUCUGCUCCUACUCCCAUCUUCUCCAGCACGUUUCCCUUUGUUGCUACUGCUGUCUCCACUUCAUUUACUGCCCCACAUCACCUGGCAGGUUUCCCCGAAGGCUCACAGACAACGACUGACGCAACCGGCUCCGCUCGCACCUCACCUCCCCCCACAACGCUUGUUUUCAAUGAUGAUGACAUCGAUGCUGACACAGCUGCAUCUGAGAGGACGAGAGGGCCCUUGCAGGCCCCGCUCUGCUUCAUCAUGGGCAGCUGUAGCUGCAGGUAG